AUGAAGGAGAAACAGUCCAUGGCAAGGUCUUCGAUCCUGAGCGAAGUGUCCACCCGCGCCAGAUCCAAGCUGCCGUCCGGCAAGAACAUCCUGGUCUUCGGUGAAGAUGGUUCUGGUAAAACAACUCUCAUGACCAAACUACAAGGAGCAGACCAUGGCAAAAAAGGAAGAGGCCUAGAGUAUCUCUACCUCAGUGUUCAUGAUGAGGACCGAGAUGAUCAUACACGCUGCAAUGUGUGGAUUCUGGAUGGAGACCUCUACCACAAAGGUCUGCUGAAGUUUGCAGUUUCUGCUGAAUCCUUGCCAGAGACCCUGGUCAUUUUUGUUGCGGACAUGUCUAGGCCUUGGACUAUAAUGGAAUCUCUACAAAAGUGGGCUAGUGUUUUACGUGAGCACAUUGAUAAAAUGAAAAUCCCACCAGAAGAAAUGAGAGAACUGGAACGGAAGUUUGUGAAAGAUUUUCAAGACUAUAUCGAGCCUGAAGAAGGUUGUCAGGGUUCCCCACAGAGAAGAGGGCCUCUGACCUCAGGCUCUGAUGAAGAAAAUGUUGCCCUGCCUCUGGGUGACAAUGUGCUGACUCAUAACCUGGGGAUCCCAGUGUUGGUGGUGUGCACAAAGUGUGAUGCAGUAAGCAUCCUGGAGAAGGAACAUGAUUACAGGGACGAGCACUUGGACUUCAUCCAGUCGCACUUGAGGAGGUUCUGCCUCCAGUAUGGAGCUGCCUUGAUUUACACGUCAGUGAAAGAAGAGAAAAACCUCGACUUGUUGUAUAAGUACAUUGUUCAUAAAACAUAUGGUUUCCACUUUGCCACACCUGCCUUAGUUGUGGAAAAGGAUGCAGUUUUUAUACCUGCAGGCUGGGACAAUGAAAAGAAAAUAGCUAUUUUACAUGAAAAUUUCACAAGUGUGAAACCAGAAGAUGCAUAUGAAGAUUUUAUUGUGAAACCUCCUGUAAGAAAGCUGGUCCAUGACAAAGAGUUGGCAGCAGAGGAUGAGCAGGUGUUCCUAAUGAAGCAGCAGUCACUCCUUGCCAAGCAGCCGGCCACGCCCACAAGAGCCUCUGAAUCCCCUGCAAGAGGACCCUCUGGCUCUCCAAGGACUCAGGGCCGGGGAGGGCCGGCCAGUGUGCCAAGCGCCUCCCCAGGAACAUCAGUAAAGAAGCCAGACCCAAACAUCAAAAAUAAUGCAGCAAGUGAAGGGGUGUUGGCCAGCUUCUUCAAUAGUCUUUUGAGUAAAAAAACAGGUUCUCCUGGAAGUCCAGGUGCUGGUGGUGUACAGAGCACAGCCAAGAAGUCAGGACAAAAGACUGUGUUGUCAAAUGUUCAGGAAGAACUGGAUAGAAUGACUCGAAAACCAGACUCCAUGGUAACAAACUCUUCAACAGAAAACGAAGCCUGAUCCUCCUUAAAAAUGCACAUGUCAAAUGACCAAAUAACUAUGUAUAUUGAUCUGCUAAGACCAGGAUUUUUCUGAUAUGGCACAUGCUAUCAGUUUUUUGGGGUAGGGGAGAUGAACUUUAAAAAAUACUUCAUUGGCUUGUCCCAAGUGUGAAAUGCACAUUUUGGAAGGUUGUGUCAGACCCCUUAUUAAGGAUAACCCACUCUUCAGGCAUGUAGCUGUCGCAUGGGAAGAGCACAGCUGGGCUUGUAGAGAAGAGAAGGGGGCCCACUUUCCAUCAGAGUGGAGCAGAUGAGACCAGGAAAUCAUUAAUCAGAUGAUGGUUAGUUUGACCAGUUGUGUGUUAGCAAAUUCACUUGUUCUUGGGAAGCAGAUUAAGUAGCAGAAAGUCCAGGAAAGAAAGAUUGAAAGGAGAAAUGAGAGAAGUGAUGUGGGGAAGCUGAAUGUUGAGGGAGGCGGAGGAAGGAGGAGAUAAGCAGUGUUAGUAAAUACUGUGCUCAGUAGAGUCAAAUAAUCAUUGUUUAAGACUUAAAAUUAGAAGCAUUUCUAAGCUAAACACUAAGCAAAAUGGGAAUUAGACUUGUCCUGAAGGCAUCUUUUUAAUUUAUGGAAGAUGUGUUAAGUGUGGGGUGCCUGAGUCAUGUGGGGCUGACACGAGGGUGGGGAGAAUGGCAGCUGCCCAGGACCCACAUGCUUGGCCUAGGCCAUGUGCCCGGGGAGAGCCUGGGCUCCAUACAUUUGCAUUGUAGGGCAGGUAGUCACUGGGUUGUGUCAAAGUCAGCAGAUACAAUAUUAAUUUAUGUUUUCUAAAUAGUUCCUGCUUUGUUUUUUAAAUUGUUUUUGUUUUACUACCACAGGCUGGCCUACUAAUAGAAAAUGGGUGAUCGACCUCUCAUUUUAUCAUAAUGCAGUGUGUUACAGAAAGUUUGGGUGAGGUUGUGAAUGUCACUGUACUCUGGUUAAUUGGCUUGCACCAGUCCCUGCCUUAUAGUCUGUGGAAACCUUUAUUGAGUUCCACUAAUGUAAAAGGAUCUUGUCCCAGCACCCUGGUCUGAUCAGUGCUAUCAUCUGGAGGACAAAUAAGUGUGAAUGCUUUAUAUUGAAAACGAAACAAUUCUUUUGUGUUUUUCAUAAAAUACAGUCUUUUUUUUUCUUAUGGAAAUGAGAGUUUCAGAUGUCUCCCCAUUUAGGGCAAAUUCAUGCACACUGUCAUGUCACACCACCAUUCUGGGAAUGACUUCUAUGGACCUGAAAUGGCACUUUGAAUUUUACCUAUGACACAGCAUUUAAAUGCAAACACUACCAUGAAUUUCAUGUAUAAGACAUUUGUUGUGAAACCAAGGGAAAAACCACAGUUCACUUAUGUGGAGUUUACUUUUUAUAUGAAUGUUUGUUGUACUUUGUCUCAGCAUAACUUCCCUAAUGUCAUUACUUUUACAUACCAGAUUUGACUGACCACUAACAUUAUAUCCUGUGUUAUAUCACAAAACUCUUCAGACUGUCUUGAAUUGCUUUUGUAAAGGUCUGAACACUGUUAAGGAGAAAGUUGUGUAUUUACUUGCCUUUUUGACAAAAAGAUGUUUAUUGUGCCAGUUUUAUUGAUGAAAUAUACUAUUUUUUUUAAUUCAGCUUUUUUUUUUUUUUUUU
Fukomys damarensis (Damara mole-rat) is the source of this 3045-nucleotide messenger RNA. RefSeq names its product dynein cytoplasmic 1 light intermediate chain 2 (gene Dync1li2). Gene Ontology annotation, biological process: microtubule-based movement; microtubule cytoskeleton organization. Gene Ontology annotation, cellular component: centrosome; cytoplasmic dynein complex. Bases 1 to 1398 code for a protein of 465 amino acids. Lineage: Eukaryota; Metazoa; Chordata; Mammalia; Rodentia; Bathyergidae. Gene Ontology annotation, molecular function: dynein heavy chain binding. The transcript is spliced from 13 exons. The record is from RefSeq and is a predicted model, not a curated record.